This is a messenger RNA of Penicillium psychrosexuale, 264 nucleotides long. RefSeq lists its product as uncharacterized. The coding region runs from base 1 to 264 and encodes 87 amino acids. The transcript has a single exon. The record is from RefSeq and is a predicted model, not a curated record. NCBI's taxonomy places the organism in Eukaryota, Fungi, Ascomycota, Eurotiomycetes, Eurotiales, Aspergillaceae.
AUGGAAGAAUCUGGAAAACAAGCGAUUCGAGAUGAAUCUCUCCGCCGUGAAGAUACUUUGGAAGGUUUUGAGAUAGAUCGUCCCGAACCGACUUCCGAGAUCCAGAAGACACAAGAGACGGACCAAUUAAUCGCGCAGAUGACUACUCGAUGGCUUCAAAUUCAUCAAGAAUACAUAACCGAGGGUUUAGGAGCUUACAAUCCAUACCAGGAAGAGGCCGUCCAGCGAGAACUAAGCAACCGUCCUACCGCUGAAAAGUGGUAG